UCCUCCCUGUUCUGUUUGGCAGUUGCAACGAUGAACGGGAAGAACAGAAUCCCCAAAGCAGUCAUCGUCGGCGGCAGCAUUGCCGGAAUAUCCUGCGCUCAUGCUCUGAUUAAGGCCGGCUGGAAAGUUCAGAUACUCGAAAAAUCAACCUCUCCCCCAACCGGAAGUUCCACCGGCGCCGGCCUCGGUCUCGAUUCUCUCUCUCAGAGCCUCAUUCAGUCAUGGCUUUCCAAGCCUCAACUCCUCCUCCAAUCCACUCUCCCUCUCACAGUCGAUCAGAAUCAAGCAACUGAUGAGGAAACCAAAGGCAGGAGGAUUUUAACUAGGGAUGAGAAUUUCAAUUUCAGAGCAGCUCAUUGGGCUGAUCUCCAUGGCCUUCUCUACAAUGAGCUUCCUCCUGAUAUAUUUCUAUGGGGUCACCAAUUCCUCUCUUUUUGCACAUCUGAGGAUAAAUCUUCUGUGAAAAUAGCAGCAAGAGUUUUGCAAACUGACGAGAUUAUUGAAAUAGUUGGGGAUUUGCUUGUUGGAGCAGAUGGGUGUCUUUCUUCUGUUCUUCAAACCUUUCUUCCCAACUUUCAGUUGAGAUAUUCUGGUUAUUGUGCUUGGAGAGGAGUCCUUGAUUUCUCUGAGAAUGAGAAUUCAGAGACGAUAAUCGACAUCCGAAAGGCGUUUCCUGAUUUUGGGAAAUGCUUGUAUUUUGACUUGGGAUCUGGCACUCACAUUGUGAUCUACGAGCUUCCAAACAAAAAGAUCAACUGGAUUUGGUAUAUCAAUCAACCAGAGCCACAACUCAAGGGUAAGUCGCUGACCAUGAAAGUAGACGACGGGAUGGUGAGGAAGAUGCAUGAACAAGCAGAGAAGGUUUGGGUUCCCGAGUUCGCAAGAGUCAUCAAAGAAACAAAAGAGCCUUUCAUCAAUGUCAUAUAUGAUAGAAAUCCAUUGGAACGACUAGUUUGGGACAAUGUAGUAUUGGUUGGGGAUGCAGCUCAUCCCACAACUCCUCAUGGCUUGAGAAGUACAAACAUGUCCAUAUUAGAUGCAGCUGUUUUAGGCAAAUGCCUUGAGAAAUGGGGACUGGAGAACUUACAAACAGCCCUUGCAGAAUAUCAAUCCGUUCGACUGCCUGUAAGCUCGAAGCAAGUCCUGCAUUCUAGGUUUAUGGGUAGGCUUAAGCAAGGUUUGACUCUUCCUGACCGUGAACCCUUCGACCCGAAGGUAGCUAUGCCAGAGAAUUGCCAAGAACUUCAACAGAAAAACAUUCCUUUCUUCAAUGAUGUUCCUCAAUUGAUUGAUACGACCAUGAAGCCUAUAUAGUCAAGAAUGUGCAGAAAACCGAAGUAUGCAUUCAAGACAGGUUUUUCAGUUGGAAGCUAGUCUCUCUGGCUGCAGUUAAUUGUACUUGAUUCAUUGUAUGAUUAAAAAGUAUGCUGAAUCGUAUGAAAUAAAUCAGCUUCAAGUCAAGCCUUCGCAUCAUUAA
Molecule: messenger RNA, 1477 nt
Organism: Cucurbita moschata (crookneck pumpkin)
Lineage: Eukaryota; Viridiplantae; Streptophyta; Magnoliopsida; Cucurbitales; Cucurbitaceae
Product: aurachin C monooxygenase/isomerase
Exons: 4
Coding region: 31-1314 (427 amino acids)
Molecular function (GO): FAD binding
Source: RefSeq, a predicted model, not a curated record